Molecule: messenger RNA, 506 nt
Organism: Harmonia axyridis
Lineage: Eukaryota; Metazoa; Arthropoda; Insecta; Coleoptera; Coccinellidae
Product: histone H3
Exons: 1
Coding region: 50-460 (136 amino acids)
Cellular component (GO): nucleosome
Molecular function (GO): DNA binding; structural constituent of chromatin; protein heterodimerization activity
Source: RefSeq, a predicted model, not a curated record
GAUCAGCCGUUACGAUAUAGAGUUAUUCGAGUGUAGAUACGUUUGAACCAUGGCACGUACGAAACAAACCGCAAGAAAGUCCACUGGUGGCAAGGCACCUCGUAAACAACUAGCUACAAAGGCAGCACGUAAAAGUGCUCCGGCUACUGGAGGAGUCAAGAAACCCCAUCGUUAUCGUCCUGGUACAGUAGCUCUCCGCGAAAUUCGUCGUUAUCAGAAGAGUACAGAAUUGCUGAUUCGCAAACUGCCAUUCCAGAGGUUGGUACGUGAAAUCGCCCAAGAUUUCAAGACAGACCUUCGAUUCCAGAGUUCAGCCGUGAUGGCCCUUCAGGAAGCCAGUGAGGCAUAUCUGGUUGGCCUUUUCGAAGAUACCAACUUGUGCGCCAUCCACGCUAAAAGAGUGACCAUCAUGCCUAAAGAUAUCCAACUUGCCCGACGUAUCAGAGGUGAACGUGCUUAAUUUUCACCUGGUAUUAUUUUAAAAUCGGUUCUUUUCAGAACCACAA